AUGCCCAAGUUUUACCUUUCUCAAGCUGAUUAAACUAUUCAAUCAUGCCAAAAAUCAAAUUCUCAACCUCUAAGGCUUCUUCUACAUGCUUUGAUUUUAAAGCAAUGUUUAUAUUCUUAUUUUCUCAUUUAGCGCAUAACAUUAUUACUAUUUGGCACAUAGUUGACUUUCUCGUUGUUGGUCUAUUUGUUGUAAACAUAAGCACGGUAGAAUGUUAUUGUUCUAUUAUUGAUUCUCCAGUGUUAGGAAUUAUUCUUGACUGGAUAUAUAUAGGACGAUAAUGAGGAUGAUGGAUAAUGCUGAGUCCCGCAAAAUCAGCAGUAAUAGUCCUACCCCCCCCAAAAUCACCGAUGCAAAUUAACAGUCGUACGAGAUUAAUUGGAGAAUUUCUCUUAAAAUAGUCGUUACUCGUCCUUUAUUUAGCAAAGAUAGGGGACAAAUAAUUAAAUAAAAAUAUCCCAAGGAUGUAUGCAUGAUUUCAUCCCAACAGCUUCUGGGAUCCUAAUAUGCGGUUAGCACCAACGUCAUGCGGGCGUAUGCGGCGGCGCGUCCUAAUCUUGUUCCCUCUUGUGGCCAGAUCAACUUCCCCCGGUGGUGGUGCCCUGGAGAAGCCGUCUCCGUCUCCGUCUCUCUCCCUCUCUCCCUCUUCCCUUCCUCCCUUCGGACGACGACAGAGAUACGGGGCAGAGGGGGAAAGAGAGAGUGGAGAGGAGAGGACGGGGAGAUCUUCGGAGGAGAGAGAGAGGAGUCGCCGAUGGAUCGCCGUCAACAGCAUCACCUCUACCACAUCCAUGGGCAAAGCAGCAGGUACACGCCUCUCCCCCCCCGGCUGCCGCCGCUACCGCCGGCACCUACCUUCCUGGCCCGGGAUGCUACCAGGCGUGAGUCCCACGUCUCUUUGGCCUCGCAGCCUCUCCCCGCGGUAGUGCCCCCUCAGCCAACCGCCCACCACCACCACCAGCAGCUACAUCGCCGCCCCGACGACGGCAGCCUCCUGUACGUCUCCUAUACCCCCUCUUCCGGCCAUCUCCCCGACCAUAGCCGCUUCAUCCCGCCCGUCAGUCCCUCGGAGCAUAUGGUCUUCAAGGCCCCUCAGCUGCCCAUGCCUUCAAUUAGGGUUUCCGAGCGUGUCUUCUUCCAUAAUGAUCUCCGGGAUGCCCCGCGGUUACAUCAGGACCACUGCCGCUCCGUUGGCGAUGUGUUUAUCCAAAACGACGUCAAGCGGGAGAGAGUCGGAGUGUUCGAGGAGGGACGAGGGUUCCACCAUGACGGGUGGCGGGGAUAUGAUGCCAUGGAGUUGAGAGAGGUUGGAGACGUGUCAAGAAAGGUUGGAAAUUCGGGUAGGAAGAGGCCCCGAUGGGAGGAAGAAUUUGCUCUAGGGAAGGGCUCUUUCUUGGGCCUAAUUGAAGAUAAGGAACAGAGAAGAAUCGAUUCAGGGGCAUCUGUCAGUUGGCGUUGUCGCGAUCCCUGCGAUGAUCUCCGGCGAGGGGAUGCCGAUUCUUCUCUUCGAUCCUCGUACAUUCUUGCAGCGGAGCAAGGAGAUGCAGCUCCUUCCCUCCCUCGCCUGUUGUCAGAGGUUACAUCUUCUGCUGGCCAUUCUCGUUCCAAGAUGGAGAUGAUAAGGACUAGCUUGACGACGGAAUCCCGAAAUCUAGAUUUGAAUGGAAAUUACAUCAUUAAAGAGAAUCAUUUCACCAGUAGAGGCCAUUAUGAUAGGUUUCGGUGGGAAGAAGGGGUUCAUUCUCUUCCGAGGAGAUCACCACAGCAGAAGCCCAGCAUUCUAUCCAGACUUCAAUUCGGGAAACCCAACUGGAAAAGGAAACGUGGACACAAGAUGAAGUCAGCUGCCUCGCCUUUGCUUGAUUACCAGCCUUCAGCAUCUUCUGAGUUCAGCCAGAGCAGGAUGGAUGACUCCGUGGAGCUUGACGUCUCGUUCAAAUCUAAUGUGGUACUGGCCAAGGAAAUUGCAGCUACCCCGCUUCCAUCCAUGCCAAAUCUGAUAACUGGAGAAGCUCUCUGCACUGGGAGAAAUGUGGCUUGGGAUGCAUCAGCCUUCUCAGGUACUGCCACCCCCAGGAACCUUGACGGUGAAGCUGCUGCCACAGGAACUCAUAAGUUGAAGGAUGUUGGAAAUAUCUCUGCAAACCUGAAUCCAGAGAUAAAGCCAAACAAACAGAGGAGACCCAAGAACAAUGUGAAGAACAGGGUUUCUCUCUCAUCGAGCGGCACAGUGAAGAGUCUUGAUAAAAAGCUCGACAGCCCGAGAACCUCUAGAAACAGAGUGGGAAAUAUGACGAUGAGCCCAUCAGACGUUGCACAGAACUCUGCUAAUCUAAUGGGUGAUAAGCUUGCAUCUCCCCAAAAUGUUGAUGUGUCUAAAUGUAACAUUCAGAGGAAUAUGGAAAAGGAAAUCCUGGUUGGGAAAGUCAAGGCCACUGGAAAACCUACUCCAACAAUCUGCAAGAAUCGUUCCCAAGGGAUGACGAUUGCUGAAAAAUGUCCUGAGGAAAAAAUGACUGCAGUUACCAUAAUUAAUUCCUCUGAUGCUGAGUUAACUAUUGGUGAAAAUGUUUCUGGCUCAAGAAUCACCAUGAAGAAGGUGAAAAAGGGUACCUUGGUCACUGAGAAGGCUGCCUCUAAGAAAAAAGUGUUGGAGAAGAUCUUGGACACAUCAGUCUCUGUAGUUGAGUGUGUUGAGGGUGAAAACGUUAUGGAAAUAUCUAAUGGAAAAGCAAUUGACGAAUUUGAUCCAUCAAGAAGUGUGGUGAAGUCUGAUGAGUUGAUUUCUACAAGUGCAACAAGUACACUGAAGAAGAAAGUUCCCAAGGGAAAUAAGAAAAAGAAACUCGCUGCUUCUGUUGCUCCUUUAGUUGGUGUGGAUCAGUUGAAUGAGAUUUGCAAGGGCCAAGCAUCAUCCCAUGAUUCUGCUAAGGAAAUAGAGCCUUUGAAGGAAACUGGACAUGAGUCAAUAUCAAGUUCCCAUUUGAAGCAGAACCAUCUGGAAGAUGGGAAAAAUAAUAUCAAAUCUUCUGAAACAACUAAGGUGUUGUCGGCUCCAGAUUCUUCAAGCAUAAUCUUGAAAAAUUUGGAAGAUAGUCGUGUAAACGUUCUAUCACACUCUUCUGAUCGGAAGGACUCUGCAUCAGUGGGAUUACUAGACGGGAAAGUGAUGGGGAGAAGGGAUAUGGAAGAGGACACUCUUUUUCCAUCUUUGCUUGAUUCUCAUCCAACGCAACAAAUUUGUGAAAUACUCUCGGCAAACAGUCCUUUCAAGGAUCCAGUGCAAUCCCAAGAACUCCACUGGGGAUCAUCAUCAAAUUCCACAAGUAAUGGUCAUAACUUUAUGGAAGUGCAUGAUAAUACCCUACGAAAUGAAGUCUACCAGGAGAGCCUUGAAGAAGCAAAAGUCCACUCUGGUCCUGAGUCAGCUUCUGAUUGUGAGGAUAAAGGGCAUUUAGUUGGUGCUCGUAAUGGUUCAAUGCAGACUCCCACUCACACGGAUGCGAUGUUUCAGGGGAAAGGUCAGGAGGUGAUUACUUUGACCAGUCCUCUCUGUGGUUCAACUCAUCCAGUCUUAUUGAAGAAAGCAGAAACUUCCGUUGCUGUUAGGCCGAGUUUAAUGUUUUCUUCUCAAGGAACAAUGGCACUAGAACACCUUGAAGUUACCAAAGCAACAUCACCUUCAAAUGACGUAGUUCCAAUAAGAGCUGAUAUUAUAAAAGGUACCAGUAAGGUAAAUUCUGCUGUAGGAGCGGUUGAGAGCAGGGGAAGCCUGGACCAAUGUGAGGAUGCUGGGGGAGAAGACAACAUAACCUGUAGAGAGAGCUCUGAAAGUAGUAUUCAUUUAUCUGAUCCCUGUGUGAUUUCUUCUCCAGAUACCGUGUAUGGUAGGAAAGUGGAGGAAUUAGCUAUGAAUUUCCAUGACAGAGAAAAUUCUCUGAAUGCUAGUGUAGCGACAGGAGAGAUGGAAAAGAUGGGCACAGGUGUGCAUGUGUUGCCCAUUCAAGCUCAGGAUAGAAUUUUGGAUCCCAGCUUGCUGAUGGUAGUGAAUGGAUGUGAAGCUAAUGGUCUCCAUCUGCGAAUUGAGGAUGUAGUUCCUCAAUCCACCAAUUCAAUGGCUCAGCAGGUUCAUUGUUCGGUUGACAGUAUAACAGCUGGACAUGUUGAUGAGGGGGUGCAACCUUUUGCACUUGCUGCCUCUGAAAAUGGUUCUCCUAUGAGAGAAGAAUUGUGCCUGAAAGAAUUGGGACAGGCAUUUUGUGAUCCCCUAGAUGACAUUAAUAAUCACCAUGGUAGCACUGUUGAAAAAAUGGAAGAGGAAUCUAUGAGAAGAAAUGAUUCCCUGUUUGAUCCCAAGGCAUCUGAAUCAGAAGCUAGAGACAGGGGGAACUCAGAUGCAUUAUUUUCUGAGAAGACACAGCCUCAGCCUACAAGGGAGAUAGAAAAGCAUUUAAGUUCUAGUCAUUGUGCAACAGGUAAAGAAAGGUUAACCAGUAGGAAAGUGGGUCAGAAGCCUGGAAUGUCAAAGAUGUAUCCCCGCCAGACAAGUCAAAGUGCAAGGUCUUUCAAGAAACCUCCAUCCAACAGUACAAGACACAAUACAUGGCACCGAACUGAAAACCUUGCUGUCUCAAUAGCUCCCGGGAAGCUGAAGUGGCCAAGUGGUCCUUCCUUGCCACGGCAAUCACCUAAGAAGCUCACAAAGAUUCACAGUUCCUAUAUACGCAAAGGCAAUAGCCUCAUAAGAAAAUCACCAUCAGUCAUCCCUUCAUCGCAUUCAUAUUUUGCGCAAUCUGCCUUGAAGCAAAUAACUGGGCCUGAAAAAAGUAAAAAUAUCAGCAUUGAGGAUAAGGUUGACAGUAUGGAUAGAUUAAACAUUAAGAGUGCAGGGACCAUGAGCAGUUUUCUGGAAAGGCCCAAAACACCUCCUUUGCCUCUCAACAGCAAGUUAGCCUAUCCUUCUUUGAGUUGCUCUCGUGUACUGAUGGAGGAUCCUCCUUGUGAACCUGGCACAGAAGAACUUGCCUCUUCAUCUGCUGAGACUCAACAUUUUGAAGUAAAAGAAGAGAAUCGCACCAACAUUGUGGCUGCAAAUGCUAGCAUUUUAUUUGAAAAGGAAACGGCACAAAUAAAGCAUAGCUCAAGUCAGUUGGCUCUUGCUGCAGGGACUGAUGCCAAUAGUGCAUCCGUUCAUACAACUGAGGAUCCAGCAUUAUCUCUGAGACCCCUUGUCUUCCAUUAUAGGAGGAACAGAAACAAACUAAUUCGGGACACGUCAUCCUCAGACAGUGAUGCACAGAAGUUCCAUGGAUCUUCCAAAAUGGCUUCCUUGAAGAUUGGUGCCAAAGAGUCUUGUAAAACUAGACUUGAAAGAGGUUUGUGUUUUGUUCCUCAUCCUUCUUUGAGGUUUAACGAUUUCUUUGGCUCAUCCUUCUUCAUAUAGGAGGGCUUCUGAUACUUUUUUCAUGUUUUUUUCCUUUAGUUGUGUAUGUUUGAGUACCUUGAUGUACAUUAUCACAAUCCUGUAAAUUAUUUAGUUUUAAUAGAAAAAUUCUUCUUAAAACAUUCCCUAAUAUUCGAUUAAAUCUCUAAUGAGGUGAUAUCCUUGUAGUGAUGGCAAAGACGUAUAAAUCAUCAAGAUUUUCUCUUGUUUGGACAUUGAAUGGGAAACAGUCGGAAAAUACUGGAGGUUCUAAUCUCUUGAAGCAUCGGAAGGUUCUGCCCUACCUUUUUCCAUGGAAAAGGACUGCAUACUGUGGUAGUGUUUUUGCUAAGGGUUCAUAUUUGGAUAAGCAUCCCUCAUUAUUGGUCAGGUAUGUGGUUUUUUGAGAAGUUUUUUUUUUUGGUCCUUCCAUCAGUAGUCUACGUAUGUUAUUUUCUUAAGUUUAUUGUGAUCUGUAUAUUGCUGUGCCUCUUUCAAUAGAAAGUUGCGGCUCUUGAGACAGAAGAAUGCCGGUUAUACAAUAUCAAAUAAUGGAUUUUCUCUAAAAAUGUCUGGGGUGCGAAAUAUUGGUGGGUCUAGCUUGAAAUGGUCUAAGUCCAUGGAGAAGCGCUCAAGGAAGACCAGUGAGGUCAGCAGGUUUUUGUGGCUUACUUUUUCAAUAGAUUUUCCCUUUCUCUUGUUCUGUUAACAGAAACUGUUUUAGGUCCCAUCUGCAACAAAUAUGCUGCUGUUGAAUGAUCUCUUGUUUCUCUUUCAUUUUUACUUUUUUUGUUCUUCUGAGCAUCUGGGACGUACGAAGGUGUGUUAGGGCUUUUCUUACAGCAAGAUGAGGCGGCUGGCUAAUUGAUUAACAUAGUUCGACUAAAAAAUGUGUGUGAAUUAAUGGAUGUACUAUUAGCUGAAAUGGAAAGAUGUGGGUAGCUUUAUCCAUAAUUUUUUAUAAUAUACUAGGGUCCGUACUCUGCACCAAUUAUUAUGUUGCAACCAUAAUUCAAAGAAUUUUCUAUAAUUUUUGCGAAAAAUUUGUAGAACUUUUUAUAAAUAUAUCUUUUAAAAUGAUUUUUUUGUUUCUAUAAUUUCAUUUUAGCUAGUGAAAUGUUUUAAUUCCGUGCUUUUUUCCAGUAGCGUAUAUUAUUAAGAAAUUUAUGAACACAUUUGUUGUCUCUGGAACCAUGAGGGUUUGUGCAAAGAAAGAUCAAAUUUAUCCUUGGGGCAGAAAACAGGAUUGUACUCUUUGAGUAUUCACCACAAGUCCAAUGAGACAAAGUAUGAAACAUUCACUAUGAACUCACUAUUUUGCAUCCCUUUAUUUGACCUUUUGUGUGGUUCAAACUUUAUGCAUUUAUCUUUGAGAUUUAACUGUUCUUCUCACGAUUGAAACUCAUUUUUUCUGUUAAGGGUCCAUAAUAAAUUUUGGGACAAUUUCUCUUAUUUGACGUUUAUUACCUUUUUUCACAUGUACCAAUUUCUCUUGCAUUAUGAACUCUGUUUUUCAUCUUGACGGGAUGUUCAAGUAGCUUAUAAGUCAUUACUGUGAUGAAACAUCUGAAACGGCAUUUUUAUUUUGAGCUAAACGUUCUCUUUGAUUUGUCGAGUAUUGGUAAAUACUGAGGUCUUUAUUUCAGGAAGUGGCAUCAGCCAUCGUAGAACAUGAGAGGAAGAAAAGGAAGCAAAAAGGGACAGCUUUUACUGAUGCUAUUGUGAAAAAAGAAAAUAGUUCGCAGUGUAAGUCAGCUUUUGGUAUUCAGCUCUGCCAACAUAGGGCAAGUGAUAACCUUGUCUUCAUGAGUAAUAACUGUCUUUCCCUUAAACUUCUGUUGCAAUCUUGGAGUUUUUUUUCUUGUGGGUUCUCCAACUUAUUUGAGGACCUGAAAUGGUAAGACUUUCUACCAAGGACAUCCCCGACUAGAAUACUGACGGGAUUUUGUGUCAUUGCCAGGUGAACGUAUUUUUUGUGUUGGUGCCAUCCACUACAAAAUGGAUCCAUCUAGGCGUACUUUAGUUAGAAUACCAGGUGGCUUUUCAUCACCGAUCAAAGUAUUCAUUCAAAUUGUAACCAGCUAGUUCUGAUGUAAAUGUGUAGGUCUUGUAGUUGUUUUGUUUUUUGACAAUCAUGCUUUGAAGUGCAGAAUUUAUUUCAUGUUCUUGACCUUCCCUACUGGUGCUAUUUUAAUUAGGGAUACUUGCCACUGUCAAUAAGCUGUUAUUGUUUUUUUUUUGAUCUCGACAUUUUGGGCGGGAAUUCCUUUUUUCUCUUGACGGGGUGAGGAUGAUUCAUUUAUUUCUAUUUCCUUGCCUGAAAGGGUGUCCUCUUCCUUCGCAAGUGCCUUGCCAGUAUUUUUUGGAUGAUCUUGAAUAAGUAAUUGUAACAAAUGCGAUAUCUCUAGGUUCUGUUGUAGUAUACGCAAUGUGGCAUUGUAACUUAUUUCAAGUUGUCAGAGAAUGUGUAACUUGUCAUAACACAACGGAUUAUCCUGCAUAACUUUUGAUUGAGGUUGUUAUGUUUUGAGCAAACCAUGUUGUUGAUAUAGUAAAUCUUCAUUGAAUAUGGUCUAAUUGUACGAUAAAGAGAACAACCAAGGGCUCGUAGAAUUGACAUACCAUGCACAUCUAAUUGCCUUGAUUGGUCAAUCUUUUUUCCGUCUGGCUAUUUACAAUCGUGCCCAUAACAGUACAUUUUGUAUUUAAAUUCGUAGAAAUAAGCAUCAAUGUAUGUGACUCUAUCCAGGUCAUAUUUUUUCAGACACUUUGCAUUUAGAAUGGUUUGUUUUUUUAUGAAAAAGAUAUCUUCAUGAUAGUUGACUGGCAAAAUUAAAAAGUAAUUGUUAAUAUCAAUAUAUAUUUCAAUUCCUGCGCUUGGAGAUGAAGCUUACAACGUAAACAGUUGUAAAAAACCUGGGGAACAUAAAUUUCUUGGUCUGUCAACGAGGAAGACUUCAGACCUUUUGCUUCUUUGCUAAUUUGCCUCAUCUAUUGUCUAGUGCUCGUUUUCGAUAUACAAAGUGCUGUGUUUUUUGAAUGUCUUACAACUUGUGGAAUUGCCUGUGAGAGUUCAGAUUUAAUUCCCAGAUGUGAGCAGAAAAGCAGACUAAAUACAUUUGAUUGGCUCCUAGGCCAUACUUUUUCGCUAAUCUAUCCAUCUGGGAACUGAGAAGUAGAUUAAAUACCACCUUGGCACUUUAAACUUCAGGACUAGUUUGAUUUUAUAAUUGUGCUUGCAGCAGAUGAGCAAACACCUGUGGCUGCUAAGAGACAGCCUGUACUUGGUAGGAAGAUGUCUAUUGUGCCAAGGAGAUUGUCAAUUGGCAAUGACGAGUAUGUUGCUUACCCCCAGCCGACACUAGCCCAUACACCCCAUCCAACGUUUCCCAUUUGUUUAAGUACUUGAUUCGCUAUAAUCUUGGCAGAUAUGUUCGAGUUGGCAAUGGUAAUCAGCUUGUCCGAGAUCCAAAAAAACUUGUUCGCAUUUUGGCAAAUGAAAAGAUCCGGUGGAGUUUACACACUGCCAGGUUACGAUCCAUCAGGAAACAACGGUAUUGUCAAUUCUUUACUCGAUUUGGUAGGUGCAACAAGGAAGAAGGAAAAUGCCCAUAUAUCCAUGACCCAACAAAAGUUGCUAUUUGCACGAAGUUCUUAAAAGGGUUGUGCUCGAGCCCCAACUGCAAACUAACUCAUAAGGUUAAUAGCAUCUGAUUUGUCUCUCUUCUUUUUAUCCUUCUCAUAGAUGCAGUUUUUGACGUAUGUAUUUUAUAUUUUUUAUUGUAGGUCAUUCCAGAAAGAAUGCCGGAUUGCUCUUAUUUUUUGGAAGGUUACUUUCUCUUAUUUGUUUUGGCAACAUAUAUUGCUGUUUUAUAUAUUUCUUCUGAUGAGAAUGAAAGUAGUGACCCAUAGACGUUCCAUACUGUUCACAGGGCUAUGUACCAAUACCAAUUGUCCAUAUAGACAUGUAAAUGUGAAUUCCAAAGCUUCUGUUUGCGAAGGCUUCCUCAGGGGCUACUGCAGGGAUGGUGAUGAGGUAUGCUUUGAUUUUGAGGGCUCUCUAAAUAAAUUCUACGUGUGUUGUUCAUUUGGGUCGUUUCUUAGGCACCAUAAAGAUGAAUACUUAUCCUUUUGUUUCAUCUUUUUUGCAUCUUUUCACAUCUCUGCAAUAUUUUCUUACUGGAAAUAAUUUUGUUAUUUAAAUAUUUUGAUAGUCUGUUUAAGUUUGGUGAUUUUUUUGCCAAGUUUUUUUUUUCAGUAUGAUGCUUCUUGCUUUAUCUCAGAAUGCGAAAAGAAUGUUGCUUUCAGUUCAUACGAGUUGGUAACAUAACAGAAAGAGUUGGACGAUUUUACAAACACUUUUCUCAGAGCUCAGCCUGUCCUAUUACUUGUCCUCUGCCAUACAUGCUGUCGUGGAAAGUUCCAUAUAAAAUUUUGAGCCACCUGGAGAUCUCUUCUAUGCUACAGAUGGGGAAUGAUUAUGUGAUCCUUAGUCUCAAGUUCAUUAGCUGUUUUCUGGCAAUCUUGGCAGUUGAUACACACCGUGUAUCAUACUGUCAGUGUUACAUGUUUGGCAAUGAGUCCUCUAGUCCAAAUAAAGUUUAAAUAAUUGUGGGCUGAAUAAUGCGGACUGAGCUAUUUACUGGAACAAAGGUCAACUCUUACCAAAAUGAUAUGAAUAAACAGGUAUUUGUCUCAGUGAAAAACUUAAUUGCAUAUACAAAAAAGUUCGGGAUCAUGGCUUCAUUUUCAGAAGAUCUCUGUGAGUCAUGAUUUCCUACAUAGAAAUAAGGCCAGUGGAGCAGUAGAGAUAUGAUUCCAAGUACAUGAAUAUGUGACUGACGACCUGGAGUCCUUUGACGUACAAAUAUUCAUGGGUAACUACACAUCUAGUUCCCUUCAAACCCGGUAGGUUUCUUACUGUGUUAUCUCUGCAUUUUUUUGAUUUGCCGUUUUCAGAAAAAUGCUUUAAGUUGGAGCCAGAAGAUGGAAGAACGUGAAAUUCAAGGACUUUAUAAACUUUUCAAACGGUAGCUCUUAGGAAAUGUUGAUUUUUGAAUGGAACGCAAAAUGAUAUUGUUCAUGCCCAUAUAAAGCUGAAGAACUGGAUCACUUGAAGCUCACAUUCUGUCAGUCAACAUAGCAAUAUUGAUCAAAUCGACCCAAUGCUGCACCAAUUCAAGAGAUAUUUGUGUUUUGCUGCCUGAAAGCUGGCUGCCAGACGAAGUUGGAGCUCCAAGCUCAUGGCUGAUGCAUUAGAUCCUGUUGUUUGUGGUGUGCCGGAUAAUAGAAAUCACGAGAAGAAAUGCUAGAAAAUAUGUUUGUGAGAGCCUCUAAUUAAAAUAUUAAAUCUUCCAAAGUUAUAGUUUAAAAGUUGCGUGAUGGCUCUGGAUGUAGUUGCCAUAUCAAGGCAUUCUGAACAAUCUCUUUUUAUUACCUUGAUCAAACAUCUGGCGUUACCAUGAGCAGCUUCAGCGGUGAUUGUGUUAUGAUUGAUGUUGGACGUAGGGAUUGUAGAAGAUAGAAUAAACCUGGCUAUUAUCCGAUUCAUGGCUAUUGUGUUAUCUUAGCUGGCUACUAUAUUAUCUUAGCUUCUUUAUGUUUUCCUUUGUCUUUUCUUGUUUGUCGUGUCCCAGGUCAACGGAUAGCCAGAAAAACAGAAGGAAGAGAUAAAAUAUGACCUUCACAAUAAUCGCUCUAAUGGAAAAUUAAGAGUUAUCUUAUUCUGAUGGAUCUGCUGGUUACUCUUGUUGAAUGCCUCAACAGGUUUUACAAGAAUAAUAGUUCUCUACUGAUCCACAUCAUGUCAACAGAGCAUACGAAGCUUCAAGCCUCAGUUAGCCUGGAACUUCUAGUCUUUAUCUUUUUAACAAAAGAAAAGAACCUAGCGCCUUAUUAAAACCACGAGAAAUGAACAUGAUAAAUAUUCUGUGGCCAUGCAUACCACUUUAACAUGGACUAUUUGCAACAUGUGACCUCCACAGGUGUGGAUUCAUUGCUCUAGCAUCUGAUGAUCUAGCAUAAUGGUGGACUUGUUUGACGCAUCUUCUCUCAGUUGUUUAUCAUCCGAUUCAUAUUUGAAGGACUGGAGUCGGACGUGUACAUUUAGGAUUGUUUUGUUUACAAAACAUGACAAGGAAAAAUCUUAUGUGAUACGAUAUCAUAUGUGGUAUACUAGGGUAAUGCGUAGGUCACUGCUGUUCUAUAGGAUAAUAAGAGAGUGGAGGAGCCCUACUCUUCAAAAUCUUAUAGCCAAUAUUUCAAAUGAAGCAAAUCAAAGACUAGUGUGGUAGAUCUACUUCUGAGGAGGCUUCUGUCUGAUAGUUUUUUUACAAAACACGACAAGGAAAAAUCUUUUCGUUUAUACUUAACCACCCUGCUGUAUUCCAAGUCAGACUAAAAUAUUUUGAAUUUUUGGAUACCAAUGAGAUGCUAAUGCCAAUUUUACCUUAUGCGUUUCUGAUUAUAUGUCUGGACUGAAUUAACUGUUGGGUGGUUCUAUCUUUCUACCUAUCCUCGCUUUCAAAGUAAGGAAGGAUAGUGGCCUUUGACACUGCAACGUAAGAAUCCUGGAGUAGUUCUCUUAUAACUGAAUUGUGCAGUUGUUCUCUUGAAUCUGUAAUGAAGGCCAAAUCAAAACUAAUGUCCUCAUUCAGCUUUGGCAAUUCUUGCUUUGUACCCAGUGAAUAUGAUUUAAAACACAUUUGUUUCUUCCUUUCUUCAUAUGCUGUUGCGUUCCUAUUGUAGGUUCCUGAACUGUAGUAAUUCCAAUCUUUUACUUUUUCUGAAAAGAAUAUCACUUUCUUCUUGAACCCAUGAAUGGCGCCUUAUACUGACAUAACAUACCUUGGAAAUGUUAUCUGUUUUGAGACUAUUCUAUAAAAAAACAUUUGUAAAAUAAAAGUAGACAGUAAAAUUCAUGGCCCUCCACAAUAUAAUAUGAGCUCAUUGGGCCCAUAUUCUAAAUGACUCACUGACUUAAGGUAACCUGGAUCUACUGAGUCCUUUUUCUAACAGAUUCACUAACAGUGUUCAAAUAGAUUGCACAAUCAUCAAGUACUUUUGUCUAAGCUGAUGGCAUAGACAAGUAGCUACUUUCUUAAGCUUGAAAGGGUGGCCUGACAUCUUGAGAAUUUAUUUUAUUCCGUUCUUUGAUCGGAAGGAGAAGUGCGUUCGAAAUCAUUGUGAAGGAUACUCUUGAAUGUGAGUACUUCUGAUGGCCUCAUGCAUUUCUGCAUAGCUCCCCAAAUUAACAUUGCUGCCGGUUACUGCUUCAAUUAUGGUGCUGCAAUGAUGUCAACCUUCAUUCUGUUUAAUGAAGCUCUUCAGGCUUCCUGCACAAUGAAUUGUUUGACAGGGAAUUCGGUAAUGAGUUCCUGGUCAGGAUGGGAGCUUAAGACUUCUUUUGAUGUCAUAAAAGAGAAUAUCCUAUAUCAUCAAAGGAUGACUCCACUAUCAUACAUCAUCGCUCAUGUUUCUUUUAAAAACCUGAAUUCUUCUUUCAUAUGAUUGGUUUUGAUUUCCUUUGGAGAUUCAGAUUAUGAUAUCCUAGUCCAGAACAUAGUACCCAGCUUUUGUUGUAGGACGUCUUUAUAAGAGUCAAUUAGAGAUGACCUUGAACUUUGGUAAUUAUUUGAACAAUGGCAUGUUUCUGUUCCUCACAAUUGCAUCCUUUACAUAAAAUAGUAAGCCCAAUCCCUUGCCACUGACAGAUGAUGAUCCUUAUCAGAAACACUAUGUUGAAGUCAGUUUAUUAUAGUUGAAGUCAGUCCACAUCUUCAGAGAUCAGGUCUUGGUUGUGUGGAAGGUUUCUUUUUUUUUUAGGAACCGAAUUGCCUCCCCUUUCUUUUCUUCGUGCAGUGUCGCAAGAAGCACAGCUACGUAUGCCCUCAGUUUGAGGUUUCUGGGAGGUGCCCCUGGGGACCUGCGUGCAAGCUCCAUCAUCCGGGUUGGGCAAAUAAGAAAGCGAGCCGUCUGCAGAAGAAGAAGCGGGCCCAGACUGACAAUCACACCCAAGGCCGCUACUUUGGUGGGGUUGCCGAUGAGGUUGAUGCACUUCGAUCAUUACCCCUGAGUGUGGGAUCAGAGGCCAAGGGAGUAGGAGACAUCUUCUUCCAGGGAGGCCGAUUUGCAGAUUAUAUCAGUCUAGAUGAUAAUGAUGAUGGCGACGAUGAUGAUAAUGAUGGAGUUCCUCUGGGUUCCCUCUCAGUCUCAAAGGAGUUGUACUUGCGUGGUCCACUGUCAAAUGAUGCCGAUGUUCUCAUCAAGCCACUCCGUAUUAUGAACAGAUGAGAUUAUUUCUUUUGCUUCUUGCCCUUCUCUCUUUUCCUUCUGAUUUUCUUUGGGAGGAUGUUCUCUGUAUGUGCCUGUCCGCUGUACGUUGGCAGAGAGCAGUUUCCCAUGCUUGUGGCUGUUGAGUGCCGGCUGAAUGUAAAUUGAGAAGAGAAUGUAUUCUGCUCACAUUUUUAUUCUUUGGGAGAAAACUGAUAAAUAUAAUAGAUAUGAUUGGCCCCCCUCCGCUCCUCUCUCUCUCUCUCUCUCUCACUCAAAAACACACAGAUGUCAUUUUAUUGACUAGCCAUAUAAAACAGGUCUAUGUCAUGUCUUUUGGUGAAAUGCCUCUGUCGUAGAGUCUCCCACCUUGGGCUAAGGCAUAGCUGUCACGAGUAGGGGAGCUGUUAGAGCAUGUGAGAGUGAGAGAAAAAAUACUUCAUACAUUUUAAGUCAGGGUUUGUGACCUUUUUAAUACAUGAGUCUUGACUAUUAGAUUUAUGUUGGGUAUAAGUGACUAUUAGAUUUAUGUUGGGUAUUAGAUUUAUGUUAGCCCAAUAUCACUUAUUCUAACACUCUCCCUUAAGUUGGGGAAUGAAUAUCUUCCAUCCCCAACUUACCUAACAAUCUUCCCAUAAUAGGUCCAUGUAAUCUUUUGGUGAAGAUGUUUGCACAUUAUUUCUCAGACUUGACAUAUUGAUUAGUAAGAAUCCCAUUUGCUAUCUUCUCUUUGAUGAAAUGAUGAUCCAUCUCUAUGUGCUUCGUUCAAUUGUGAUAUAUUGGAUUGUGAGUAAUAUUUGUAGCUGACUUGUUGUCAUAGAAGAAUUUGGUAGGUGAAUCAUAUUAGAUCUUAAGGUCUUCUAAAAUCUCUUUGAUCCAUAAUACUUCAUAGACUCUUUGUGCCAUUACUUGAAGUUCAGAUUCUGCACUAGAUUUUGAAAUCACUUGUUGCUUCUUGCUACACCAUGUGAUAAGGUUUCCUCCUAAAGAAUGAAUAAUAUCUUAAAAUAGAUCGUCUGUCUACAAUAGAACCUGUAUAGUCAACAUCAAUGAAUAUUUCCACAUUAGUAUGCCCUUGUGGUUGAAAUAACAUGCUGUAACUUGGUGUACCCUUUAAAUAAAGAAGUACUCAUCUUGACGCUACAUUAUGUACUUCUCUAGGAUCAUGCGUAAAUUGACUCAAUAAUCUUAUCAUAUAAGUAAUAUCUGAUUGAGUGUGAAAUAAAUAAAUUAAUUUACCAAUCAACCUCUGAUAUCUUCCUCUAUCAACUAGUGAACUGUCUUCACCUUGACCUAAUUUUCUAUCAGGGUCAAUGGGAGUGGUUUUCAGUUUACUAUCAUUAG
Molecule: messenger RNA, 15037 nt
Organism: Spirodela intermedia
Lineage: Eukaryota; Viridiplantae; Streptophyta; Magnoliopsida; Alismatales; Araceae
Source: the annotation of a GenBank genome assembly